AGCUGUCACCUAUGAGAACCAGUCUAAAGACUACAGAAAGAAGAUCGAAACUCUGGGAAACCAGAUUGGCGAGUAUGAAGGAGAACUGCACACUCUGAGGUUGAGAUGCGGGUCGCUUGAGGAUGAAAAUGCCAAGAUCCGAGAACUUCUGGAAAAACUCCAGGCACAGAUCAGACGUCUGCGUGCAGAUCUGGACACAGAAACGGCAGCCCACAUUGAGGCUGACUGCCUUGCCCAGACCAAGACAGAGGAGUGCGAGUUCUACAAGGAUCUCCUCGACCAGCUGGAGCUCCUUAAACCUGAACCUAUUCAGAUCAAGGGCAUGGACUACGCUGACUUCUGGAAAUCUGAGCUGGCCAAGUGUGUCCGUGAGAUCCAGUGUGCCUAUGAUGAGAAGAUUGACCUAAUCCAGCAAGACUGUGAGGCUAAAUAUGAGUCCCAGAUCAACUCCCUGCGUUCUGGCAAUGUGAAGGACGGCAUGCAACUGCAGCAUGUGCAGGAAGAGGUCAAGAAACUGAGAUCUCAGGCUUCAGAGAAGAAUGCUGCCUACGCUGAACUGGCUGCCAAGUAUGCCUCACUACAAGCUGAACGUGAUGCAAUUGGACGUCAAGUUUCAGAACUUGAAAGAGAGUUGGAGGAACUACGAAUUAAGUACAACCAGGAUUGUAGUGAUCUGUCCAAUGAACUGGCAGCAGUCCUGGAAUCACUGCAGGCCAUGUCCAAUCUCAAGUCAACUCUAGAACUGGAAAUUGCUUGCUACAGAAAGCUUCUGGAGGGUGAAGAAUCCAGGGUUGGUCUGAGAUCUCUUGUGGAGGAAGCCAUUGGAGUGCAGGGAAGAGGAGGUGCAUCUCUGAAGGAUACCAUCCAACAAUCCAGUUUGAAAGAAGGAACUGGAAGUUUGACUGUCCAAAGAUCAUCCAAGGGGCCACUUGCUAUUGCCAGCAUUGGACACAGUGGAGAAAAUGUUGUCAUUGAGAAUACAACUUCUGGUACACGAGCUAAGAAUCAAAGUCUGAAAGGCUGGCGGCUCAUAAGGAAUGCAAAUGGCAAGGACACGGUGAAUGUUGCACUAAAAGACACUGAACUCAAGUCUGGCCAGAAGUAUACUGUCUGGGCCAAGGGAGCCAAGGAUACAACACUCAGUGAGAAUGAGCAGGUAGCAGACUACACUAACUUUGGUGUGGGCAGCUGCGUGUGGAAGCUGGUGGAUGAGACAGGCAGUGAAAAAGCAACUCUGAAUGCCAAAUUUAGUGCAUAA
Candidula unifasciata is the source of this 1258-nucleotide messenger RNA. Lineage: Eukaryota; Metazoa; Mollusca; Gastropoda; Stylommatophora; Geomitridae. The record is from the annotation of a GenBank genome assembly.